GGCGGGGCGGCCAUGGCGGCGGCGCGGCGGGUGCAGCUCCGGGGGCCGCUGCUGCUGCUGCUGCUGCUGCUGCUCGGCGCGGCGGGGCCCGGCGCUGAGGCCGCGCGGAGCCGCGGGGCCGAUCGCCAGAACAGCCUCCGCCGCGCCGCCAGCGGCCUCUACCAGGGCGUUAGCGGCCUCUUCGGCGAGGACAACGUGAGGGCCCUGCAGAAGUUUUUCUCAAGGUUGACAGAGAGGUUUGUGAAUGGGGUGGAUGUAUUAAUGGACACAUUCUGGAGAAUAUGGACUGAUUUGUUAGAUGUUCUUGGAAUUGAUGCCUCCAACCUGACUCAUUACUUCAGCCCAGCAGCGAUUGCCAACAACCCCACCCGCGCCCUCCUGCUGAUCGGUGCCAUUUUACUGGCCUACUGGUUUUUAUCUCUCUUCCUUGGAUUCUUCUUCUAUCUCCUGCACAUGCUGUUUGGCCGCUUCUUCUGGAUCGCCAGGGUGGCCCUGUUCACCCUGUCCUGCGUGUACAUCCUGCAGAAGUACGAGGGCGACCCGGAGCACGCCGUGCUGCCGCUCUGCUUCGUCGUGGCUGUCUACUUCAUGACGGGGCCAGUUGGGUUUUACUGGAGGAGGAACAGCAACAGCAGCCUGGAGGAGAAGAUGGAUCACCUGGAUAGUCAGAUCAGACUGCUGAACAUCCGCCUUUCCAGGGUGAUCGAGAACCUGGACAGGGGCAGCGAGCAAUGAGCCGGCCCCUGCUCACCUCUGCACCAGCUCCGGGAAAUUCCUAAGCACUGUCUCACCCGAAGUUACAAAGCAACAAAAAACAUCACAUGGUAAAAAGUGUGCAAAGUUAUAACUUUUCAUCAUGUCUGAGACUAAUUUAUCUAGGUUAAACACGUUAGACUUCUAGGAGAAAGAAAAAAGAAAAAACAUUUACAAAAUUCAGCUGUAUAUUCCGAGUUUUAUCCAGUACUAGAAUUUUCUCAGUAGAUAAACGCUUACUUUUACAAGCAUUUAAAAACAUCUUUUGUAAAGUUUUUAUAAAAGCAAAUUGAGUAGUCUUUCAGAUAUUGAAAUUGAGUUAAACGUAUGCAAAUUUGACACUUUAACAGUUAAAAAGAAAAAAAAAAUCUCAAGCUACCAAGCACUUCCAUUGAGAAGUAACUGCUGUGGGUCCAUAUUUUUUCUUCAGAGUUGUGAAUGUUUUUGUGUUUUUGUUGGCUUAUUUCAUUGCCUUGAAGUUGCCUUUCAUAGAGUAUCAGAUGAGGAAUUUUCUGGUAUCCAGGCCAAAAAAUUCACACCAUAGCUUUUAACAGGAGGUGGGGAAUGAGGGAGAAGGAAGAUCUGAAGUCCUUAAAUGCCAGUCCAGUGUGAGGAAGCACAUGUGUGGCAUUUUACCAUUGCAUUCCAUCCCGAAAACUUUAAUUUGCUAGUGUCUGGAAGGAAAUCUGCUUUAAUAAAUUGGCACAGAAGGAAGGUGUAGCGUGACAAAUUGUAAUUCAUAUUCGAUCUGCACAGUGAAGCAUUUUCCAAGCUUAAAUGCAUAGCCUAAAACAUGAUUUUUAACCUCAGGACCCAUGUACUUUCUCAGAAAAGGCAGCAGUUAAAACACGUGCUAAUAUAUUGUUGCUUAAAGCUUUCUCAGGACCAAUAAGCGGCAAUAAAUUCUCUUCAGGAAGAUCUGGAUUUUUUUCUAAAAUUACAAUAGUUUUAUAGGAGCUUUUUGCUUGAAGUCUGUGUCCUCAUUAGGUUUUGGGCAAAGCGAGUCACCUUUAAGAGGAGGGUGCAGGAAGCAGUUCUCUUUCAAAGUGGAGCUUUGAACAAAUUUUAUUUUGCAGGAUUUUUGUUUUAUUCGAACUAAGCAGCUUGGUAGGGUAUCACUGGCUGUGCUGGUUUACUGAAACUAAGGUAACCUCAGGGAAGGAAGUCUGGAGUGUGGCUUCACCUGGAAACAGCAGCAUCCAAGGACACAGAUGUGUGAGGGAGGGGAAGCACCUACCCCGAGUGGUGAGCACAGUUCAGGUACCACGGGGGGUAGGAUGGAGCACAGCUGGAGCACAGCUGGAGCAUUCCAUAUCCCAUAGGGUCCAAACAAACUCCAUCAAAAAGCGCAACAAACUCGGUCUGGGAUGGGCCUGGCUACAAAGCAAGGGGAGGAGGAGGAGGAGGUUCCCCAGGUGUGCCUGCCACUGCCAGCUCCAGUGGGACAGGCUGGGGCAGCUGAGCACAGCUUGUUCUUCCACUGGGCAAAGCUUUUGUUGGAUGUGAUGCUUAACUGAAUGUAACUGUGGGGCAAAGAAUUGAUUUUUCUCUUUAUGCUGAAGUUUAAUGUUCUUCUUGAAAUGUGUGUGUUACUUGCCUAACCUCUUUGGGUCUGUGUGAGACAUUUCCAUGGGGGUUAUUUUUUAUUUUUAAAUCCAUGUUAAUGGCCUUUACUCCUGGUGAUCACUUUGGUUCAACACGGUUGAAGUUCAUAUGCACUUGGCACGGUUGGAAUGCAUUUUGAUUUUUUGUGUCACCUGUAAAUCCCCCUGCACCCCAUUUAUUAACAAGUACAUGGUUUAGAGUUGUGAAAUAACUGCUUAUCACAACUUCAAAUCUUUCUGUGAACAGAUAGGGACUAUGGCAACAUUUCCACUUUGUCAAGCUGAAAAUGUAAAUUACAGUAAAUUCCUUUUUCCAGCUCAUUUUCCAUAGUAUUACAGAGUCUUCCCUGUAAACUCAGUUCUCCCUACUGUUUUGCACAGAGGACUGGGCUAAAACACCAACCUGGAAAUUAGGAAUAGUAAAGCUUGUCAGGUCUUGAUGUGUUUUUGUCAAAUUUGAGACCUGAGGACCAAAGUUUGCAAACCUUGCUCAUGUCAGCGGCUCCAUCGCCUCCUUAGGACAACGUGCAUGGGUCAGUUUGCACAGGUUGUAUUUUGUGUAAUCCAUAUUUAACGUUGAAGUUAAAAUACUGAAUCAUUUCUAUAUUAAGAGUUGUCUAUGAAAAAGAUUUCUUUAAAAGUAUUAUAUAGAAGUUGAUUAUAGUUUCUCCCUGUCUCGCUCUAAUAACUUCUCUUAGUUUUAUAAAACCAGCCCUCCUAUAUUAAUGCUUUUCAUUUCGAUCACCCUGCUGCUUGAAAAAUGGUAUUUUUAUAUUUACUUGCAUCCCAUGUAUAGCAAAAUGUUAUGUGAAAAGCAGUAUAUAUAAAAUUGGGUGUUUUUAAUCAGUAUUUUUCCCAGCACUCAGUUUUCACGUUAGUCAAAUUCAGAAGUAAUGAUUUUUUUAAAGCACAAUCUAAUCUUCAGUAUAUAUAUAUAUAUAAAUAUAUAUAUAUAAAUAUAUACCUUAAAAUGCUCUGUAUUUUUAAACAUGCACUGUAGUGAAAGCGCUUUUGGGGACAUGAAUGUGGUAUUGUAUUUAAUCUCUUCCAACUUUUGUAAAUACCUUUUACAAGUAUUUUCCAUACCGGGCCAUCUGGUUUAUCCAUGGAGGGUUUUUUGCUGUUUUUUAGAAACCUGUGGCUGCACUGCUUUUUGUAUCCCACAGAACAUCCCAGAGACAGGCAGGGCUCUGUGUCACCUGUGGGCAAAGCAGGUGGGGGUGGCACUGAGAGCCCUCAGCAGGUGACACCUGCCCCAAGUGGGGGUGGCACUGACAGCCCUCAGCAGGUGACACCUGCCCCAAGUGGGGGUGGCACUAACAGCCCUCAGCAGGUGACACCUGGGGCAGGGAUGGCACAGGACAGCCCUCAGCAGGUGACACCUGCCCCAGGUGGGGGUGGCAAUGACAACCCUCAGCAGGUGACACCCAGCUGGGGCAGGGAUGGCACAGGACAGCCCUCAGCAGGUGACACCUGGGCAGGGAUGGCACAGGACAGCCCUCAGCAGGUGACACCUGCCCCAGGUGGGGAUGGCACAGGACAACCCUCAGCAGGUGACACCCACCUGGGGCAGGGAUGGCACAGGACAAGCCACAUUUUGCUGUGACCUCACGGAGCAGCUCUGUCACAGCCCGUGGUGCCCUCCUGGGAGCUGCCCCUCCUGCGGGGCACAGGUGACACGGGGACAGCCCCACCUGGCUGCUCCUGCAGGGUGGAUCCCGCUCCUGGACCUUCCUGCAGCCUCUGGAGGAGCCAUCCCUGUGUGUGAGGAUGGGAAUUGGCUGCUGGAUCCCCGUGCUCCCGAGGGUUUGCAGCUGCCUGCUUUGGGAGCCACCCUGACCUCGUGCAGUGUUUCCCCGCUGUGGCAGAGCAGCUCCUCGGGACGGUGUGUCCUGUGGGAUGUGACCUUUCCCGGUGGUUUGGGUGUCAGAGUGGUGUUCAAACCCGCUGUGGCUCAGUGCUGUGCUUCUAUAGCGCGUCCUUCACUUCGUGAUUUGCUUCUCAAGACUCGUUGCGUCGUCGGUGUGGAAAAUAGAAGCAGUAUCAACCUUAGCUCUUCGGUGGUGUGGAAGUGUGUCAGUGUGGUUUGCCUCACAUACUGAUCCGUAUUUGGCAGCUAAUGGCGUUAAGUGACCAUGAGUUCUCUUUGUCUGGGUUGGAAAACAAAAGGUUUUAUUGUAUCCGCAUGUAUUUUAAACUUUUUGGAGAAUUCCAUCGACCUGUGAUGACAGCACAUGUAAAAACCGAUCUUUUCCUUUUAUUCAGAAGUUCUAUUUGCUGUGGUAGCACUCGUUGUUGGCACUGAUGGUAGUGAUUUCACAUCCUGUUUUGUACAUCAGGUUUUAUGAUUACAGUGUUUCAGUUUGUACAAUUGUUUAUGUAAAAAUGAUUUGGUCUGAAGGGAUGCUGUGUGUUCACUUCUGAUCCUAGACACAUACGAGAUCCUAAUGGUAAUACUGUUUAGUAGUUACAACUUAAUUUUUACAGAGCUUUACAUGCCUUUAUUUAUUCCUUUAUCGGACCAUCCAAACCAUGUACUCUGUAGUUGAGUAUUUGUAGACCAGUUUCACAAAUCAACUUAAGGUAUUGUGGCAAAGCUUCGAAUAAAUGUUUACUGAGACUUUGCACUGA
Messenger RNA from Catharus ustulatus (Swainson's thrush), 4988 nucleotides. RefSeq names its product BRI3 binding protein (gene BRI3BP). Bases 13 to 735 code for a protein of 240 amino acids. NCBI's taxonomy places the organism in Eukaryota, Metazoa, Chordata, Aves, Passeriformes, Turdidae. The transcript has 3 exons. Gene Ontology annotation, cellular component: mitochondrion. The record is from RefSeq and is a predicted model, not a curated record.